AGUGUGGAGCUGACGAGAGGGCUGCAGAGUGAAAUAGGAGGGGAGGAGGUGAAAAGGGUGAUAAAAAUGGUGAUGGAGGAGAAGGGGAAAGGAGGGGAAAUGAGGAAGAAGGCGGCGGAGAUUGCAGAGCGGAUAGCGGCGGCGACGAAUGACGAAGACGAAGGAGAUGAUAAGGGAUCGUCGAUUCAGGCGCUGGAUGAUUUUGUUUCUGCUGUUGUUAGGAAGCGAAGGGAGAUUCGCACCUAGGUCUCAGUGGCGUUUUCCUUUCUUUUAUAAAUGGAUGUGUGAUGGUAUUUUAUUAAACUUAUUUUAUGGGG
Messenger RNA from Rubroshorea leprosula, 317 nucleotides. NCBI's taxonomy places the organism in Eukaryota, Viridiplantae, Streptophyta, Magnoliopsida, Malvales, Dipterocarpaceae. The record is from the annotation of a GenBank genome assembly.